GCGGGCGGCCGGGCAGGCGGGCCGGGGCCGCCAUGGGCAAGCGGCGGGGCCGGAGCCAGAGCCACAGCCGGAUCAUCAGCGGCCUCAGCAAAAAGCAGAAGAAGCACUUGCGGGAUUUCGGAGAGGAGCAUCCUUUCCAUGACAGAGUGUCUGGAAAGCAAGAAAAGCCUCAGAUCUGCAAAUUGACCGAGAAUUCAGAUCACUCAAGUUCAGACAGUGAUGCAGAAAGUGAAUCGGAACAAGUCUCAGGGUACCACAAACUACUAGCAACUCUAAAGAAUGUCCCUGAGGAGGAAGAUGAGGAAGAUGAUGAUGAUGAUGAUGACGAGGAGGAGGAAGAGGAAGAAGAAGAAAGCAUUCUAGGGGAUGAGGCAGAAGUGGACAAUGAAGGAGACCAGGGGGAUGAUGACAUGGAAGAGGAGGAUCCUGAGGAGCAGGACCAGGAAGAAGCAAAUGUUGGAUCAGAGGCCCUAUCUGGCCCCAAGGAAGAGGAUGAGGAAGAUCCACAAUCCGGAGCUGAGGAGGACUUCACGGACGUGAAACAUGAAUCUCAGUUCAGUCUGGAAACCAAUUUCUUGGAAGAGAAGAAUGAGGAUCAUAAUAAAGGUGAAAAAGAAAGUGGUUCCUCUCUGAAACCCACAGAAGACCCAUUCCUACAGCACGUCAACCGAGACCUGGUGGAAAAAGAAGUUCAGUCCAUGCUUACCAACCCCAAAUGCACAGACCAGCUGAAGUGGCAGACCAUGGGCCAUCUUUUCUUCUCAUCCACAUUUCAGAAAGUGGAAACCUUUAAACCGCCGAAGGAAGUCAACGUGAAAGAGCUCACUCUUCAGAAGCCUCUGGAAACCACCUGGCCCCAAACAAACCGCCAGUUCCUCUCAGCGGCCGGCAAGCAGAAGGGCUUCUUCACUCCUCUGCAGAAGGAGCUCUUUUGCCUCAUGAACUCAUACCGGGACUUAUUUUACCCUGAAAGGACAGCAUUAGAAAAUGGGGAAGAAAUCAGACACGUAUACUGCCUGCAUGUGUUGAAUCACGUCCUCAAGGCGAACUCGCAAGUGCUCAGCAAUAAUAGCAAACGACGAGAUCAGAAAUCUGGAGUCGACAGCGAUGAUUUCAGGGACCAAGGACUCACUAGGCCAAAGGUGCUGAUUGUAGUACCUUUCCGGGAGGCUGCUCUGCGGGUGGUGCACAUUCUAAUCAACUUGCUCGAAGCUGGAAGCAAGAAAAAAAUCGACGUGAGCAACAAAAAGCGAUUCAAGGGGGAAUUUGGAUCAGAUCCAGGGGAGAGACCGCCCAACCUGAAGAGGCCUGAGGAUUAUGAAGCUGUGUUUGCUGGCAAUAUUGAUGACCACUUCAGGAUAGGAGUGGCAAUCCUUCAGAAAGGGAUCCGACUGUAUGCGCCAUUCUACUCCUCGGACAUCCUGAUCGCUUCCCCUCUUGGCUUGAGGACCAUUAUUGGUGCAGAGGGGGAGAAGAAGCGGGAUUUUGAUUUCUUGUCUUCCUUAGAGAUCCUCAUCAUUGAUCAAGCAGACAUUUACCUCAUGCAGAACUGGGAGCAUGUCCUACAUUUGAUGAACCACGUGAACCUGUUGCCUCUGGAGUCCCAUGGGGUGGAUUUCUCCAGAGUGCGCAUGUGGAGCCUGAAUAACUGGUCCAAAUACUACCGGCAGACCUUGCUGUUUGGGGCCCUGCAGGAUCCCCAGGUCAACUCCAUCUUCAACAAGUACUGUGUCAACUACAGGGGGCAGGUAGCGGUGAGGAAUGCUCCAGUGACUGGCUCCAUUAGCCAUGUCUUAGUGCAGCUCCCACAUGUGUUCCAGAGGCUGGAAGUGGAAAACCUCCUGUCAGUCAUGGAUGCCAGGUUUCGCUUCUUUGUGGAUCAGGUUCUGCCUCAAUACCGGGAUGCUGUCAUGUCCCAUACGCUUAUCUACAUACCAUCCUACUUUGACUUUGUGCGUCUCCGGAAUUAUUUCAAAAAGGAGGAGCUGAACUUCACUCAAAUUUGUGAAUAUUCCAAAAGAUCGGACAUUUCCAGGGGAAGACACUUCUUCCUGAAAGGAGAGAAGCAGUUUCUGCUUUUCACAGAACGCUUCCAUUUUUAUAAAAGGUAUACAAUCAAGGGCAUCAGGAAUCUGAUUUUCUACGAACUGCCAACCUAUCCCCAUUUCUACAGUGAGGUGUGUAACAUGCUGAAGGCCAUGAGCGGAAGUGAGGAGGCCACGUGGACCUGCACUGCUCUCUACUCCAAAUUUGAUGCACAGAGAUUGGCUGCUGUGGUUGGUGUGGACCGGGCGGCACAAAUGCUCCAGUCCAAGAAGAAUGUCCAUCUCUUCAUUACUGGAGAAAAAUGAGUAAUAUCGUUGUGUAUGUUGGACUGGAGAAAGGGAAAGCAGCAUGGGAGCGCUGGCUGGAACAAGGAGACAUCACUCCCUUCUUCAAAUCACUCUGCUUUCCUUCUCAAAGUCUUGGAUGGUAAAGUCCAGUCACAACUGGCUGCACCUUAGGCAACACUCAAAAAUCUACAAGCAAAACAAAGCGAAGCUUGAGGAACUAAAGCUUAAUUUAAUGCAGAUCCCCUGGACUAUCUGGCAGAGGAUGCUUGGGCCUGCUGUUAUGUUAGCCUGGAGGGGAAGAGGUUAAAGAAAGCGGAGUUUCCAGGCUUAAUUGCCACCUGAGGGGAGCUACAGUUGGAGCCUAGAGUGGCAUUGUUGGCCACAGCUGAGUGGAUCUCAGGGUUGAUUGAAGUUCCCGGGAGACUUUCCCAGAGAUUGUGAGUGGAGCAGGUGUUGAUGUCUCUGCCUGAAGUUGCUCCUAAUGCAGCUGAAACCCUGGGAAGGCAUGUAACCUGAGAUGCUUCUCUGUGACUGGGUUAGGCUGAGAAGCAGAAGAGAAAGUUCAAAUGCAGGGUCCUCCAGCCUUGGAAACUUUUGGCUGGGUUUCUGUAACCCCCACUGAGGGAAAGGGGAUUGGUAAAGUCCAGGCGCUUGUGUCUGGUUUUAGUAGUGGAUGGAUAUUCUCAUUCACUUCCCGUUCUCCCUCCCCCUUAGAGUUUGCACCUCUUGGGGGACAGGUACUAUGUCCAUCAGUGCUUGGCACCUAGUAAGCUUUAAACAGAAUUAUUAUUAAUUGUAAAGAAAGGUUUGUGAAGAAAAUGUUUCCAGAGAAGCUGCCUAGCCUAGAAGAAAGAGCAUAGGACUCGGAGGCAAGAGACCUGGAUUUUAACCCUGGCUCCGUGACUUGCCCACUGUGUGACCUUGGGCAAAUCACUGACCUUCUCUUUCCCUCAGUUUCCUCAUCUGUAAAAUGGGGAUUAAAUACUCCUUCUUCCUCCCCUCUAGCCCGAGCUCCAAGGACUAGGUCUGACCUGAUUGUACUGCAUCUACCCUCGAUGCUCGGCAUAUAGUAAGGGUUCGGUACAUGCUGUUAUUAUUAUUCCAGGGCUGGGUACAGACUGAGGGGCUUUUCCGGCAGCUUCUCUGGUAUGUAGUUGGCACCUCCAUCAAAGACUGCUGCCUGUAUAACUGGCAUGCACGGAUUCAUUGUUGCCCUUAGUUUCUCCUGCAGCCUACCCUCCAACCCCCAGAGAGGCUUUCAGGGAACAGUUACACAGAGGGGCUCAAGUUCUCCCUUCUCCCUGUCCCCAGUGUAGGAGCCAUUGUGGUCCUGGGGGAGAGGGGAGCAGCCCAGAGCUCAAUAGCCAGCCCCUGAGCAUUUGAGAGUGGGCUGUCCAAUUGUUUAAGCUAUCCUCUUCCCUGCUACUCCUGGCCCUUUUCCUCAACAAUAUGUUUGUACCCUGGGCUUGUAAUGAGGAGUCUGUUUUUUUUUUUUAAAAAAAAAUCAAAUGAAUAUAUGACUAAAUAUUCAACUUCCUGGAGGACUCAGGAGGAAGGGUCUCUGGAGGCAUCUGGGAAAAAUUGACAUUUUUCUCCUCCAACAUUUGGAGCCCCAUAGAGGGUUUGUGUUUGUGGGUUUUUUUGCAUUAGAAGGCUAGUUUGCAAAAUUGCCAUUUCACUCUCUAAUGAGUUUAGUUUUUGGACAGAUCUGCUGCCCUUAAUUCACUGGCGUAGAGUAAAAUGUGAGGUCCCUAGGCGGUUUCCAUGUUCCUAUUUCCUUUGGCUUUCUAGCCUGGGGUCCAAGCUGUUGGUGACAUGUCAGGGGAUGAUGCUCUUAGUAUUCCUAACUGACCUCAUGAGGUUGCAAGGCUAUUCUUCUCUGAGCCUCCCAGCUGUGCCCAUGCCCCGUGUUCUGUCCUGGGUUCACACUGUGAGGUAAUUAGUGCAAUUUGUGCUGUUUGGCUGAGUUGGAGCCUGAAAUGAAGUGUUGAGCCAUCUGUGUAUACAGCUGAUAAAGAGCCUGUCAGAAUCUGCAUUCUGCUUGUUCCAGGGUGAAUCGUCACUGUACUACCUUUGGGAAGUGUCAGGGAGCCCUGAGCCUUUUUGGCCUCCAGCAGCGAACCAAAUUUACAGUGAAAAAGCAUCGCAUCGGGUGCCCACCUAGAUCUCCGCUAUUCCAGAUUCCUCUUUGUGUCUUUUUGUCAGAGGGAAAUAAACUCUGAGGUUGUUUUUUGGGAUUUCUGUGGAUUUCUGUGUGGGCACAUUUGAUCACUUACUUUGGUUUCACUUUACACAUCUUUCUAUCUGUCUCCCUCUUAGCAUGUAUCUUUUUUGUGGUGGGAAACAUGUCUCAUGCUUCUCUUUCACCUUCCCCAAGUGCUUAGCAUAAUGCAUUGCAUUCAGUGGUCGCUCAGAAAUAAAUGGAUGCUCAAAUUACUACUGUU
Molecule: messenger RNA, 4777 nt
Organism: Ornithorhynchus anatinus (platypus)
Lineage: Eukaryota; Metazoa; Chordata; Mammalia; Monotremata; Ornithorhynchidae
Gene: UTP25
Product: UTP25 small subunit processor component
Exons: 13
Coding region: 33-2351 (772 amino acids)
Biological process (GO): maturation of SSU-rRNA from tricistronic rRNA transcript (SSU-rRNA, 5.8S rRNA, LSU-rRNA)
Cellular component (GO): small-subunit processome; nucleolus
Molecular function (GO): rRNA binding; U3 snoRNA binding
Source: RefSeq, a predicted model, not a curated record